Molecule: messenger RNA, 384 nt
Organism: Arthroderma uncinatum
Lineage: Eukaryota; Fungi; Ascomycota; Eurotiomycetes; Onygenales; Arthrodermataceae
Exons: 5
Coding region: 1-384 (127 amino acids)
Biological process (GO): chaperone-mediated protein complex assembly; protein folding
Cellular component (GO): cytoplasm; prefoldin complex
Molecular function (GO): protein-folding chaperone binding
Source: RefSeq, a predicted model, not a curated record
AUGGCGGACGACCAAAAGCAGAUUCAGGCGCUCAGCGAUGAGUAUCAGCAACUUCAAGCUGAGCUCGAAGAAGCUAUCGGAGCGCGAGAGAAACUUGAAGCUCAGCAGCAGGAAAACACCAGCGUGCAAAAGGAAUUCAAAACGCUAGACGACGAUGCGAAUAUAUAUAAACUCAUCGGUCCGAUACUGUUGAAACAAGACAAGUCAGAGGCUGUCAUGGCCGUCGAUGGCCGUCUUGACUUUAUUGAGAAGGAAAUAAAUCGGAUCGAGAAGCAAAUCGCCGAGGUACAGGAGAAGAGUGAGAUGAAAAAAGGAGAGAUCAUCCAAUUGCAAGCACAGAUGCAACAACAACCACAGGCUGGUGGAGCUCCUGUAGCCGCCUAG